Messenger RNA from Dromiciops gliroides (monito del monte), 666 nucleotides. RefSeq names its product sperm-associated antigen 4 protein-like. NCBI's taxonomy places the organism in Eukaryota, Metazoa, Chordata, Mammalia, Microbiotheria, Microbiotheriidae. The record is from RefSeq and is a predicted model, not a curated record. Gene Ontology annotation, cellular component: nuclear envelope; meiotic nuclear membrane microtubule tethering complex. Gene Ontology annotation, molecular function: protein-membrane adaptor activity. Gene Ontology annotation, biological process: nuclear envelope organization.
AUGAGUGAAUAUCAUGAGAAGGUCCACUCUCAGGGGCUGCAGCUGCAACAACUUCAGACUGAACUUGACAGACUCCACACGGAUGUGUCUAGCAUCCGAGCCACCAACAGAGGGGCUUCCAUUGACCUAGACAAGACAUCGCAGGACUAUGAGGACAGGGACACAGCUUAUUUUUGGAAUCGGUUCAGCUUCUGGAAUUAUGCCAAGCCCCCCACAGUCAUCCUGGAGCCCGAUGUUUUCCCUGGGAACUGCUGGGCCUUCCAGGGUGCUAAGGGCCAGGUGGUCAUCCGGCUGCCUGGCCAAGUUCAGCUAAGUGACAUCACCCUGCAGCACCCACUCUCAAGCGUGGCCUACACUGGAGGUGCUAGCAGUGCUCCCCAGGAUUUUGCUGUCUAUGGCCUCCAGGGAGAUGACAAGACUGAAAUUCUCUUGGGAAAAUUCACCUUUGAGAUGGAAAAAUCAGAGAUUCAGACAUUCCAUCUGAAGAAUGAGCCUCCCAUGGCCUUCCCAAAGGUAAAGAUAGAAAUACUCAGCAACUGGGGACACCCAUGUUUCACCUGCUUAUACCAUGUGUGGGCCCAUGGGUUUCUGAGCCAUGAUAUCCAGGGAGAAGAUAGCAGGACUAAGGGUGAGAGAAAGGAGCAGCCUGCUACUACUCUUCAUUAA